UUUUGAUCUCAGAAAAAUAAGAAUAAGAGGAAGAAGAAGAUGAACGUGGAUCUGGAAUCCUUAGCAGAGGCCACUUCUGGAGCCAUAGGAUCACUGCUCAGCACAACCAUCCUCUACCCACUUGAUACCUGCAAGACCAAGUAUCAGGCCGAGGCUCGUUCCCAUGGUAACCGAAAGUACAGGAGUCUCUCUGAUGUGUUGUGGGAGGCAAUAUCUACCCGUCAGGUGCUUUCACUUUACCAAGGCCUUGGAACAAAGAAUCUUCAAUCCUUCAUUUCACAGUUUGUCUACUUCUAUGGCUACAGCUACUUUAAAAGAAUGUAUCUGGAAAAAAGUGGUUAUAAAUCCAUUGGUACAAGAGCAAACUUGGUAAUUGCUGCUGCUGCUGGGGCUUGCACAGCCAUUUUGACUCAGCCCCUGGAUACAGCCUCUUCAAGGAUGCAGACAAGUGCCUUUGGAAAGUCUAAAGGGCUCUUGAAAACCCUUACUGAAGGCAACUGGAGUGAUGCAUUUGAUGGCCUCAGCAUUUCCUUGCUGCUUACCUCGAACCCUGCAAUUCAGUAUACGGUGUUUGAUCAACUGAAACAUAAAGUACUGAAGAAUAAACAAGACAAAGCUGGUAAAGGAGUAUCUCCGGCAUCUCUUUCUGCAUUUAUGGCCUUUCUUUUAGGUGCAAUUUCAAAGAGUAUUGCUACCUGUCUAACAUAUCCCGCUAUCAGAUGCAAGGUCAUCAUUCAAGCUGCAGACUCAGAUGAUGCAACCUCCAAAACACGGAUAAAAUCACAGAAAACGGUGCCUGCAGUACUCUAUGGAAUAUGGAAAAGGGAGGGCAUACUGGGAUUUUUUAAAGGAUUGCAUGCUCAGAUCUUAAAAACUGUUUUGAGCUCAGCACUGCUCUUAAUGAUCAAGGAAAAGAUCUCUGCUUCUACUUGGGUGCUUAUACUUGCAGUUAGAAGGUAUCUAUUACUCCCAAGGGGUAGCAUUAAAAACAUGUAAGUUAUAGUAGCAGUUAUUGGAGGAAGAAGCUUCAAUCUGUUGUGGAUAGUGGAUUUGGUUGGAGUUCAAUGUGUGCAUUUUAACGGAUACACCCAUUUCUUCAGAGCUGAGACGAGGUUGUUUUUGUGGCUUCAUUGUCCUCUUCCCAUGGUUUAUUGAUAUAGAACAACUAUUCCAUGAAUUUAUGCAAAAGACUGAUAGAGCAAAGCAAGGAAGAAAGUCUUAACAAUAAAAUGCAUUUUUAGUUUUGGUUUGUUAUAUUUCUUGUUUUAAAUAACGACCUUCAUUACUUUUAUUUGGAGUUGCUUCUUUUAUAUCUUGUGGAAGUCCCACAACAGAAGGGUGUCAGUUUAGGAGUAGCCUAGGAGCUUUAUGAAUAAGCACCCUCUUUUAUGUAUGUAGCCUCUUAAUCAUCGGAUUGACAAAGUUUUUGUCAUUUCCUAAUUUUUUGGUGUGAUUGAUAU
Molecule: messenger RNA, 1460 nt
Organism: Gastrolobium bilobum
Lineage: Eukaryota; Viridiplantae; Streptophyta; Magnoliopsida; Fabales; Fabaceae
Product: peroxisomal adenine nucleotide carrier 1
Exons: 5
Coding region: 40-996 (318 amino acids)
Biological process (GO): peroxisome organization; fatty acid beta-oxidation; transmembrane transport
Cellular component (GO): peroxisomal membrane
Molecular function (GO): ATP transmembrane transporter activity; ADP transmembrane transporter activity
Source: RefSeq, a predicted model, not a curated record